AUGUACACUGAUCAUCAGGGAACUGAUGAUCAGUGUGCCCUGAUGAUUAGUGUAGCCCCAGCAGUGCCUCCUGUCAGUGCCCAUCAAUGCCAGCUGUCAUUGCCCAUCAAUGCCACCUGCCAGUGCCCAUCAUUGCCUCAUCAAUGCCACAUAUCAGUGCCUACCAGUGCACAUCAAUGCCACAUGUCAGUGCCCAUCUGAGCUGCCUUUCAGUGUCACCUAUCAGUGCCAGUCAGUGCCACCUAUCAUGCCAGUCAGUGCUACCUAUCAGUGCUGCCAAUCAGUGCCACCUAUCAGUGCCAGUCAGUGCCGCCUAUCAGUGCCAUCAGUGCCACCUAUCAAUGCCAGUCAGUGCCACCUAUCAGUACCAUAUAUGAGUGAUGCCUUUCAGUGCCCAUCAGUGAUGCCUGUCAAUGCCCAUCAGUGCCACCUACUAGUGCCUCCUCAUCAGUGCCCAUCAGUGCCACAUAUCAGUGCAGCCUAUCAGUGCCCAUCACUGCAGCCUUAUUACCGCAUAUCAGUGAAGGAGAAAGAUCACUUACUUACAAAAUGUUAU
Molecule: messenger RNA, 556 nt
Organism: Staurois parvus
Lineage: Eukaryota; Metazoa; Chordata; Amphibia; Anura; Ranidae
Source: the annotation of a GenBank genome assembly